CGCGCCGCCGCGCCCACCGAGCCCGAAGCCGGACCGACGGCCCGCGGCCCCGCACCGGCUCCGCGCAGCGAGCGAAAGCGAGUGAGCGAGCGAGCACCUUCUCCGCACCAGGCUGAGUCUGCCCCAGAGCUGCGCAGACAGGAGGGUGGUGGCAAUAGCGAUGACGACCAUCACAGCCCCCCAUGACCGUGGACUACUCCUUGGCUGCCUUCCGUGGGUGCCAUGAGUCAAAGUUCCCGGCGAACGGGAAGCCCCGCCCACCCGAAGCCAAGAUGUCCAGUAAGCGGGCCAAGGCCAAAACCACCAAGAAGCGGCCACAGCGGGCCACAUCCAAUGUCUUCGCGAUGUUUGACCAGUCCCAAAUCCAGGAGUUUAAGGAGGCCUUCAACAUGAUCGACCAGAACCGAGAUGGCUUCAUCGACAAGGAAGACUUGCAUGACAUGCUGGCCUCACUGGGGAAGAACCCCACCGACGAGUACCUGGAGGGCAUGAUGAGCGAGGCCCCGGGGCCCAUCAACUUCACCAUGUUUCUCACCAUGUUUGGGGAGAAGCUGAACGGCACAGACCCCGAGGACGUGAUCCGAAACGCCUUCGCCUGCUUCGAUGAGGAGGCCUCAGGCUUUAUCCAUGAGGACCACCUUCGGGAGCUGCUCACCACCAUGGGCGACCGCUUCACAGACGAGGAAGUGGACGAGAUGUACCGAGAGGCACCCAUUGAUAAGAAAGGCAACUUCAACUACGUGGAGUUCACCCGCAUCCUCAAGCAUGGUGCCAAGGACAAGGACGACUAGGCCACCCAGCCCCCCAUGCCCAGGCCCCUGUCCCACUCUCCUGCUCCCCAAACUCACUGUGCUCCAUGCCCGUGAUCCCAUAGGACCCUCUCAGGGGAGCCUCCCUCUGAGGAGCUAGGGGCCCAGCUCCCUGUGGAGGAACAGGCGGAGAGUGCGCAGUGCCAGGCAAGGGGCGCACGGCCGACGUGAGGCAGGUGUUCCACUGGGACCCCCCCGGAGAGGACUGUCUUCCAGGGAGCUGGGCCUCAUGGCUGCUCCCCACCUGACGGGCCCUGUGUCCUGUUGGACACAAGUUCACGUGCACCCCCACACAGGGCAUGACCGCUCUUUCCCAGCCACUGCCACUGCCACAAAGCUCACCAAGGUCCCUUCUCAGAGGACAGGAUGCCAGACCCCUCCUCUGUGCCCUGCCCAGCCACCCCACUGGGAGUGUGAUCCAGAAGAUGCAUGCAGGGUGGAUACUGGACCCAGGGGAGGCAGAAUCUCCAAUAGAAGUCUGAGCACUGC
This is a messenger RNA of Leptonychotes weddellii (Weddell seal), 1298 nucleotides long. The record is from RefSeq and is a predicted model, not a curated record. NCBI's taxonomy places the organism in Eukaryota, Metazoa, Chordata, Mammalia, Carnivora, Phocidae.